Messenger RNA from Lethenteron reissneri (Far Eastern brook lamprey), 3940 nucleotides. RefSeq names its product tigger transposable element-derived protein 1-like. Lineage: Eukaryota; Metazoa; Chordata; Hyperoartia; Petromyzontiformes; Petromyzontidae. The record is from RefSeq and is a predicted model, not a curated record. Gene Ontology annotation, molecular function: DNA binding. Gene Ontology annotation, cellular component: nucleus.
AUGAGCGCCACGCACGCCGCGAACGGCGACGCCGCCGCCGCAGUCGCCGUCGGCAAAAAACGCCAACGGAGGAGCAUCAACCUCGGGGUGAAGCUGGAGGUCGUGAAGCGAUUCGAGGCGGGGCAGAAGGUGGCCGCCAUCGCCCAGGCGCUGGGCCUGCCCGCCAGCUCGGCGCGAUCCAUCUGCGUGAACGCCGGCAAGAUCCUGGAGUCGGCGCAGAACGCGGCGCCGCUGACCGCCACCAAGAUCUUCCGGAGCCGCUCGGCCGUCCUGGAGAACAUGGAGAGGCUCCUCGGGGUGUGGAUCGAGGACCAGAGUCAGCGGGGCGCGGCGCUGAGCGCCCCCGCCGUGCAGGAGAAAGCGAGGAGCCUCUUCGAGGACCUCCGGCAGAUGAGCGGCGAGGGCGGCGAGACGUUCGGCGCGAGCCGCGGGUGGUUCGAGCGCUUCAAGAAACGCAGCGGCCUGGGCAGCCUGAACCCGCCGUGCGAGGCCGCGGGCGUCGAUGGCGAGGCCGCGUCGGCGUCGGCGUCGUCGUCUGCCGGGUCCGCCGCCGGCUACCCCGACGUCCUGAGGGGCGUCAUCGAAGAGGGGGGCUACGUGCCGGGCCAGGUGUUCAACGUGGACGAGACGGAGCUCUACUGGAAGCGGAUGCCGGCGAGGACGUCCAUCGCCGCCGAGGAGAAGACCGCCCCGGGCUUCAAGGCGGCCAAGGACCGCCUCACCCUCCUGCUGGCCGCCAACGCGUCGGGCGACCUCAAGCUCAAGCCCCUCCUCGUCUACCACUCGGAGACGCCGAGGGCCAUCAAGGGCUGCCCCAAGGAGCACCUCCCCGUCGUCUGGCGCUCCAACAAGAGGGCCUGGGUGACCGAGACGGUCUUUCGCGAGUGGUUCGCGUCGCACUUCUGCCCGGCCGUCGAGGAUUACUGCGGCCGCAGGGGCCUGCCGAACCGGGCCCUGCUCCUGCUGGACAGCGCCCCGGCCCACCCGGUCAACCUGGAGGAGCUGUCGGAGAACGUCCGCGUCGCCUUCCUGCCGCCCAGCACCACGGCGCUGCUGCAGCCCAUGGACCAGGGCGUCGUCGCCGCCUUCAAGGCCUACUACCUGCGGCGAACCUUCGCCCGCCUCGCGGGGGACACGGCCGGCGGGCGGCGCUCGGCGAGGGACUUCUGGCGCGGCUACAACAUCAGGGCGGCCGUCGACAACAUCGCCGACGCGUGGCGGGAGGUGCGGCCGUCGGACGUGAACGCCGCGUGGCGCAAGAUCUGGCCCCGGUGCGUCGUCGCACGCCCGGCGGGCUCGGGCCUUGCGGAGGAGGCGACGGAGGAGGUCCUGCGGGACAUCGUGGGCCUGGCGAGGUCGGCCGGCCUGGACAACGUCGAGGAGUCGGACGUGGCCGAGCUGCUGGAUUCGCACGGCGGCGAGCUGUCCAACGACGACCUGGUGGAGCUGCUGCAGCAACGUUCGGGCGAGGGGGGCGACGAGGGGGGGGCGGGAGGCGCGGAGGGGCAGCCCAGGCGGACGCUGAGCACGGCGCGUCUGUCGGAGGCGUUCGUUCACCUGGAGGCGGCGAUGGACAUCUUCAGGGAGGACGACCCCAACAGGGAGCGCAGCUUCAAGGUGAACCGGACGCUCGCCGGCGCCGUUCACUGCUACAAGGAGCUGUACAAGCAGAAGAAGAAAUACGCGGCGAGACGGGCGUUGGCCAGGCUCGUUAAAAGCCCUCCAGGCAGUAACGCGGGAGGCGAGGAGAGCCAGCUACCUCCGCUUGCUACUCCUCCGCUUGCUCCUCCGCCUGUCAUCAAACAAGAGCGGAGUCCAGGCCCUGGGGCAAGUCCUCAGCUGGCGGUGAAAUGCGAAGACGUCUCGGUCGCCGAAGCAACCGCUCCGGAUCUGAGGAUCGUGAAGGUGGAAAGAGCCAGCAGCGAGGGCGCAGAGGAGACGGGGGAAGAAUCUCACCGCGGCUGCCUGGCCACCGCAGACCAGAACUUCAUCGAGGUGGAGUUGUCAUUCAGUGACGACGAAGUGACGGAGCGGCCCACGGGAUCCGCGGGCGGCGACGCCGUCACCGGGACGAGGCCCGGCAAGGCGAGGCCAGGCCGGGGGCGCCGUGCCAGGCCCACGCGGCGAGGAUGCAGCCAGUGCCGGAAGACGCCGCUGGCAAUAGCGGGCGACACCGGCGAUGAUCACGCCGGCGAAGACGAUGAUGACGACGAUGACGAUGAGGACAGCGAUGACGGGCUACGUCGGAAGAAGAGGAGGAGGAGGAGUAGGAGGAGGAAGAAGACGCAAGCCGGAGAGAAGGGAGAGUCGCCGUCGAAGGGAUCGGCGCGGGACGAUUGCUCGGGAGUUUGAGAGUGGAGCGGAGUUUGUGUGAUCUCCCCCUGUUGUACAGAGUGAGUGAGUGGAGUUUGUGUGAUCUCUCCCUGUUGUAUUGAAUGAGUGGAGUUUGUGUGAUCUCCCCCUGUUCUACAGAGUGAGUGAGUGGAGUUUGUAUGAUCUCUCCCUGUUGUAUUGAAUGAGUGGAGUUUGUGUGAUCUCCCCCUGUUCUACAGAGUGAGUGAGUGGAGUUUGUAUGAUCUACAGAGUGAGUGGAGUUUGUAUGAUCUACAGAGUGAGUGGAGUUUGUAUGAUCUCCCCCUGUUGUACAGAGUGAGUGAGUGGAGUUUGUGUGAUCUCUCCCUGUUGUAUUGAAUGAGUGGAGUUUGUGUGAUCUCCCCCUGUUCUACAGAGUGAGUGAGUGGAGUUUGUAUGAUCUACAGAGUGAGUGGAGUUUGUAUGAUCUACAGAGUGAGUGGAGUUUGUAUGAUCUCCCCCUGUUCUACAGAGUGAGUGAGUGGAGUUUGUGUGAUCUCCGCUUGUUCUACAGAGUGUGAGUGAGUGGAGUUUGUAUGAUCUCCCCUUGUUCUACAGAGUGAGUGAGUGGAGUUUGUGUGAUCUCCCCCUGUUCUACAGAGUGAGUGUAGUUUGUGUGAUCUCCCCCUGUCCUACAGAGUGAGUGAGUGGAGUUUGUGUGAUCUCCCCCUGUUCUACAGAGUGAGUGAGUGGAGUUUGUGUGAUCUCCCCCUGUUCUACAGGGUGAGUGAGUGGAGUUUGUGUGAUCUCCCCCUGUUCUACAGAGUGAGUGAGUGGAGUUUGUGUGAUCUCCCCCUGUUCUACAGGGUGAGUGAGUGUAGUUUGUGUGAUCUCCCCCUGUUCUACAGAGUGAGUGAGUGGAGUUUGUAUGAUCUCCUCCUGUUGUACAGAGUGAGAGUGAGUGGAGUUUGUGUGAUCUCCCCCUGUUCUACAAAGUGAGUGAGUGGAGUUUGUGUUAUCUACCCCUGUUCUACAGAGUGAGUGAGUGGAGUUUGUAUGAUCUACAGAGUGAGUGAGUGGAGUUUGUAUGAUCUCUCCCUGUUCUACAGAGUGAGUGGAGUUUGUGUGAUCUCCCCUGUUAUACAGAGUGAGUGAGUGGAGUUUGUGUGAUCUACCCCUGUUGUACAGAGUGAGUGGAGUUUGUGUGAUCUCCCCCUGUUAUACAGAGUGAGUGAGUGGAGUUUGUGUGAUCUACCCCUGUUGUACAGAGUGAGUGGAGUUUGUGUGAUCUCCCCCUGUUCUACAGAGUGAGUGAGUGGAGUUUGUGUGAUCUCCCUCUGUUCUACAGAGUGAGUGUAGUUUGUGUGAUCUCCCCCUGUCCUACAGAGUGAGUGAGUGGAGUUUGUGUGAUCUCCCCCUGUUCUACAGAGUGAGUGGAGUUUGUGUGAUCUCCCCCUGUUCUACAGAGUGAGUGGAGUUUGUGUGAUCUCCCCCUGUUCUACAGAGUGAGUGAGUGGAGUUUGUAUGAUCUCUCCCUGUUCUAGAGUGAGUGGAGUUUCUAAUAAUGACUUUUUUAAUAGAGCGUCAAUCAUGCAAAUCUCCCAACGCUGCACAAGACAGAAAUAAAAAAUAAACGAGAGAAAACUUG